Molecule: messenger RNA, 2752 nt
Organism: Peromyscus leucopus (white-footed mouse)
Lineage: Eukaryota; Metazoa; Chordata; Mammalia; Rodentia; Cricetidae
Gene: Ccdc8
Product: coiled-coil domain containing 8
Exons: 1
Coding region: 13-2241 (742 amino acids)
Biological process (GO): regulation of mitotic nuclear division; microtubule cytoskeleton organization
Cellular component (GO): 3M complex
Source: RefSeq, a predicted model, not a curated record
GUGACACCCUGCAUGAGCAGAGUUGCUGGGACUCUCCCCUGCCUCCUCCCCAAGACUAGAAGCUUAGAGGGUUUUUUUGUUUUGUUUUUUUGUUUUUGUUUGGGCUUCUUGCCCCCCACCUCAGAGUCCACUCUGGAGAUCUUAAAGACUCUCGAGAAAAGCCACGUGGGGGGCUGGUUCCCCUGGGGUUUCCUGCCCUCCCCCGAUUGCCUGAUCCUCUGGAGUGUCCCUGAUGUCUGCAAAGAUGUCGAUCUGGACGUGUUAGUGGAGGCCUUAAGGCCCAUAGGCACCUUUAAGAAGAUCGGGAAGGUGUUCCGCAAAGAGGAGGACUCCACGGUGGGAAUGCUGCAGAUCGGGGAGGAUGUUGACUAUCUGCUCAUUCCCCGGGAGGUCCGGCUGGCUGGGGGCGUGUGGAGAGUCAUCUCCAAGCCGGCCACCAAGGAAGCUGAGUUUCGGGAGCGGCUGAUCCAGUUUCUGCAGGAGGAGGGCCGCACCCUGGAAGACGUGGCCCGAAUCAUCGAAAAGAGCACCCCACACCCACCCCAGCCCCCCAAAAAGGCCAAGGCGCCCCGAGUGAGGCGAGUCCCACAGAUGGUCACUCCUCCACCUCGGCUGGUCGUAGGCACCUAUGACAGCAGCAACGCCAGCGACAGCGAGUUGAGCGACUUUGAGACCUCCAAAGUCAAAGGCAACAGGGGCUCCCAGAGGACCAGGAAGGUGCGCAAAAUGCCAGUCAGUUACCUGGGCAGCAAAUUCCUGGGCAGCGACGUGGAGAGCGAGGAUGAUCAGGAGCUGAUAGAGGCCUUCCUCCGCCGUGGGGAGAAGACACCCAGCGCGCCUCCUCCACGUCGCCGAGUCAAUCUGCCAGUGCCCAUGUUUGAGGACAACCUGGGGCCCCGGCCGUCCAAGGCCGACAGAUGGCGGGAGUAUGUCAGCCAGGUGUCCUGGGGGAAGCUGAAACAGAGGGUGAAGGGCUGGGCGCCCAGAUCAGGCUCCGACGUGGGCGAGGCCCAGCAGGCCUCCAUCGCCGCUGAAAGGGCUGGAGAACUGAGACGCAGCCACACCAGCCGGGACGACAGCUCCAGAAACGCAGGAGAUGGGAGCGACCAGACACUGGGUACCAGACGCUGGAAGCCCAAGAUCAAGUGGGUCUCCUUGAGGAGGUGCAGGAAGGAGCAGGCGCCACCCCCAGCUCAGGGGACAGCUGAGGGGCCCCCAGAGGCCGCCGAGAACCAGGGGGCAGAGGUUCCAGCUGAACGUGGAGCAGAGGCUGCAGCUGACCCGAGAGCGGAGGCUGCAGCUAAUCCGAGGGCAGAGGCUGCAGCUAAUCCGAGAGCGGAGGCUGCAUCUAACCCGAGGGCAGAGGCUGCACCUAACCCGAGGGCAGAGGCUGCAGCUAACCCGAGGGCAGAGGCUGCAUCUAACCCGAGGGCAGAGGCUGCACCUAACCCGAGGGUAGAGGCUGCAGCUAACCCGAGGGCGGAGGCUGCAGCUAACCCGAGGGCAGAGGCUGCACCUAACCCGAGGGAGGAGGCUGCAGCUAACCCGAGGGCGGAGGCUGCAGCUAACCCAAGGGCAGAGGCUGCAGCUAAUCAUGAAGCAGAGGCUGUAGCAAAUCCGAGGGCAGAAACUGCAGCUAACCCGAGGGCAGAGGCUGCAGCUAGCCCGAGGGCGGAGGCUGCAGCUAACCCGAGGGCAGAGGCUGCAGCUAGCCCGAGGGCAGAGGCUGUAGCUAGCCCGAGGGCAGAGGCUGCAGCUAACCUGGGGGUAGAGGCUGCAGCUAAUCAUGAGUUUGAAGUUGCAGCUAAUCAGAGGACAGAAGCCCUACCUGGCCGGAGGGCAGAAGCCAUAGAUAGUCAGAGGGCAGAGGGCCCAGCUAACCAAGGGGCUGGAGCUGCAGAAAAUCAGAGGGUGGCGGCCCCGGCAGACCAGAGGGCAGAAAUCCUCCAUGACCAGAGGGAGGAGGCUGGGCCUCAGGCUAUAGCGGAAGCCUCAGCUGGCUCGGGUACCCUAGGAACAGUCUCGGGGUCUAGGGUCCGGAAACAGGUAAAGACAGUGAGGUUCCAGACCCCAGGACGUUUCUCCUGGUUCCGCAAGCGCAGGAGGGCUUUCUGGCACACUCCCCGGUUGCCAACCCUGCCCAAGAGAGUCCCCAGGGCAGGUGAGGCUAGGAGCCUCAGGGUGUUGAGGGCUGAGGCUAGAGCGGAGAUGGAACACAGAGAGCAAGAGGAACAGCUGUGAGGGGAGCCCCGGGUCCCUGCACCCGGCCCGCCCUGGGUGAGCUGAUAGGGUGCCGCCUCCCUCCCUUGCAGGCUCCGUGUUUGAAAAUGGAGGCUGCAGAGGCGGACAGCAUCUCCCACACCUUUACCUCCACUUUUCUCCCCCUUCGCUACCUUCUUCUGCCCCCCACCCUUUUUGAGACAGUCUUUCUAUGCGGCCCCGCCAGCCUGGUACUCCAUCUGUAAUCUCAAACUCACAGUACUCCCCUGCCUUAGUAUUCCAAGCACUGGGAUUGCAGGUGUGUUCCGCUGCAUCUGGCUCUAGUGACCCUCUUUUAUUGUUUUGGUUUUGUUUAAGAGGGGUCUCUCUGUGUAGUCCUGGCUGUCCUGGAACUCACUAUGUAGACCAGGCUGGCCUUGAGCUCACAGAGAUCCGCCUGCCUUUGCUAGGACUAAAGGCAUGCGCCACCAAGCCUGCCUUCCAUGACCCUCUUUAUGAUCCUUUUUUUUUUUUUUUUUUUUUUUUUUUCGAG